Messenger RNA from Penicillium concentricum, 1422 nucleotides. RefSeq lists its product as uncharacterized. Gene Ontology annotation, cellular component: cytoplasm. Bases 1 to 1422 code for a protein of 473 amino acids. The transcript has a single exon. Gene Ontology annotation, molecular function: protein binding. NCBI's taxonomy places the organism in Eukaryota, Fungi, Ascomycota, Eurotiomycetes, Eurotiales, Aspergillaceae. The record is from RefSeq and is a predicted model, not a curated record.
AUGUCUAUCGAAGUUUUACCAGCUGAGCUCAUUCUUCUAAUCUUCUCAUUCUUACCGUCCGAAUCAUCUAUCGCUGCUUUAGCCUUGUCAAACCGCCAUUUCUAUGCAACCGCCAACCCCUACCUUUACCAAAACAAUGUGCGCCAAGGUAACAGCUCCGCCUUGGACUGGGCGGCGCAAAAUGGUCGGAUAGAUACACUACAGAAGGCACUAGAUGCUGGCGCCCCUCUACCGAAGGAACAGUGGAAGUAUCCAAAGCGCGUUUUGAAUUUUCAGCCGCAUCCGAUCUCGCUGGCGGCGAAAUUUGGUCAUGCCAAUAUCGUCCGAUACAUGGUUGACGUCGGGGUGGACCCUAACAUUAGGGACGCUGAUUGCUUCACGCCACUGACGGUGGCUGCUCUCGCCGGCCAUGCAUCUGUAGUGAAAUAUCUGCUGGACGUCGGAACCCGGCAGCACGUCGAACACGAAAAGUGUGUGUGGUUUGCGGCAAUUCACGGGCAUGUCAAUGUGGUUGAUAUAAUUUUGUCAGCUCCGAAGCAACUUGGGAGUGAAUGCGACAAAGAAGAACUUCUGAAUGCUGCCUUGUCGGCGGCGAUUCAUUCCCAGCGGAUCCCGGUGCUCCGGUUAUUAUUCACACAUGGUGUGCAAGUAAACGUCCUUGGGGAAGGAGAGAGUCCUAUUUCUAGAGCUGCGGCCACUGGGAAUCGCGAUUUGGUCUCGCAGCUUCUUGCAUACGGUGCGGAUCCGAACUUGAUUAAGGGUCGGCGAAAGUCCCUUGCGCCCUUGACGGUCGCAGUGAUGAAUGGUCAUGAGGAAAUUGCCCAGAUGGUGGUCCGUGAAACAGAGAGUCUUCACCGCACUAGAGCGCUGGCCUUCGCAAUUUCAGAGCAGAACAGACGAAUGGCCGAGAUGCUACUUCGAAGUGGCGCACCCCCUCAAUUUGAUCCAUCCGAGAUACCGGAAUUAGAGAUACUCGGACCCUGGGAAUAUGACCUGGUAUGGGUACAGCCUCUUCUUCUUGCGGUGCGGAUAUGUUCGCUAGAGUUGGUGGAAUUACUCCUGGAGUACGGGGCAGAUGUGAAUGUGGAGUGUACCGAGCACCCGAAUGAUGGAGUUCGCAGAGAGUAUGGCCGCGCCCUGUUCUUGGCUGUGGAAAAGUCCGACGAAGCGAUGGUGGAUCUGCUACUAAAAGGUGGCGCAGAUCCGGAGGUUACUGAUAUAUUCGGACAGCCUCCACUCACGUAUGCCGUUUAUCGCGAUCAUGAGGCCAUAGUUCGAUCCCUGCUGGAUCACGGGGCGAACCCUUACCAUGCAGUGGACCAUAGUGGCAGGAAACUGUUAUUCUUUUGGCAAAUGAAACACUCGACAUUUUUACAGCUGCAAGAGGCAGAGAUCAAAUGGAGCAAGCAGCAUCUAUGUUGA